GCAUGAAUCUCGGUUGAGCUUUUCGUUGCUUUUAUCGUGACGCAGCAUUCGUUUCUCACACUUGAUUUUCAAUUCUAUUAUAUUAGUGAAAAAUCAAAGAUUUAGAACAGUGAUUCUCCGUCACCAGAACAAUUUUGAGAAAGAAACAAUACGGCGACUGAGUAACGUGGGAAAUUUAGAUUUAUCUACGACUGCGAUGUCACCUGUCGUCGAUAAUUAGCAAUUAAGCUGCAAUCCGAGAUGCAUUAGCAUCGUACAACGACGGGAAACCACGACGCCGAUGACAAUGCUAGGUUCAGAACAACGGCAGUGAAAGAUGGUGGAAGAGUUGAGUAUAACGAAGGCUAAGGCCCCACCACCACCAUUGAAUCUCAACGAGGCGAUCGAGGACGAAGUACUGAACCAAAAGACUGCUAGAAUCCUUAAGAAUGACCUUCUUCUACACGAGGCUGUGAUAAAAAACGAAGCGGACACCGUUCGUAAAGUACUUAAGGAGACUGUUGACGUAGAUUCCAGAAAUAAUUAUGGUCGCGCUCCGAUUCAUUGGGCAGCAUCUAGAGGAAAUACGGAAAUUAUUGAAAUGCUAAUGCAAGCCAAAUGCGAUAUCGAAGCGAGAGACAAGUAUGGAAUGCGCCCUUUACAUAUGGCUGCUCAGCACGGGCAUCGAGAUGCGGUGAAGAUGUUGAUCAAUGCUGGAGCAAACGUAUCCGCGGUUAAUAAGAAACAAUACACCCUCUUAAUGUGCGGUGCUCGCGGCAGCAACGUAAACGUGGUGGAGUAUCUCGCGGAAGCCGUGGAAUCGUUAAACGGUGAGGCCGUCGAUUCGACUGGUGCAACUGCACUUCACCAUGCAGCCAUUUCCGGACAUCCUGCAGUAAUAACAGCGCUUGCUAAUAUCCCACGGAUUGUACUCGACGCCACAGAUAAGAAAGGACAAACCCCGAUGCAUUAUGCCUGUGCUGAAGAGCACUUGGAAGCGGUCGAAGUCCUUAUAGGAUUAGGCGUGAACGUAGAUGCCCAAGAUAAUGAUGGGAAUACCCCACUUCACGUAGCCACCAGAACGAGGCACACCGGGAUAGCGCAAUUAUUAUUAAAAGCUGGGGCGAAUACCGAGCUAACCGACGCGGAGGGCUUCACUCCUCUUCACGUUGCCGCGAGUCAAGGAUGCAAAGGAAUACUCAACUCCAUGAUUCAGCAUGGAGCUGAUCUUAACAAGCAGUGCAAGAAUGGUAACACAUCUUUGCAUCUGGCCUGUCAAAACAACGAAGUAGAAACGAUAGAAAUAUUAAUUAACAAAGGUGUCGAUCUCAAUUGUCUAAAUCUGAGACUUCAAUCACCGAUACAUAUUGCAGCCGAGAUGGGACAUACGGAUAUUUGUGAAUUACUUCUUGCAGCGGGUGCGAAUAUUGAACAAAAAGAACAGAGCGGUCGGACACCACUUUAUAUUGCGGCGAGGGGCAGUUUUACGGCAAUUGUCGACAUGAUCAUUAAAACCGCGAGAUUGGAUUAUCCGACUCCGGAAAUAUCAAAUUCGGACAAAGAGGUCCGAGAGUUAACCCCAGCACGAAGGCGAUGGAGAGAAGGGUCACGAGGUGGCAGCAUCUCUAGCAACAAUGGUCGUUUAUCCGAACAAGUUCGAUCCAUUCUCUGGAAAUUGGCCUACAAACAAUUAGCACCUGGCGAUUGGAAAAAAUUAGCUCUUCAUUGGGCUUUCACUCCUGAACAAAUCAAAGCUAUCGAGCAUCAAUAUACAGCUCCAAUUGUAGGUUCUUCGAGUUACAAAGAGCACGGAUUUCGAAUGCUAAUUAUUUGGGCUUCCGGAUUAAAUCCUGACGUACAAUUAGUAAAAGAGCUCUGCGAUGCUUUGUCAGCGGUGGAUAAAAAAACAAUUGCUGAUUCCGUUCGUAAGCAAAUAGAACAAGGAAACGACAGCAAGGCAAAAUCGAAAGGGCAGCGAUGUCAUAAAUGUUCUAUCGCAUGAAUCUACAAGUGCCAAGCUCAAUCUCACGUAAAUUCUGCACAUACAUAAAAAUAUAACGAAUGUUGUAACUUGUAUAACUUGUUGUAAGAACUAUUGCUAUUGGAAAUUUGAAAUUGGCGAAUAUAACGAUUAUGACAAAGACAAAAUUAUACUACUACGAUAAUAUAAAUAAUAUCUUUUGUACUAAUAAUAUUAUAAUUAAUUUAUGACGCAGGUAUAAUCAUUAUCAGUUUCAAACAAUCAGAAUUUUCUUAUAUGUUGUAUUAGAAUAUAUAAUCACUCGAUAAAGUUUAUGCGUCAAGUUCUCAA
Camponotus floridanus (Florida carpenter ant) is the source of this 2290-nucleotide messenger RNA. Its product is annotated as ankyrin repeat and death domain-containing protein 1A. Gene Ontology annotation, molecular function: protein binding. The record is from RefSeq and is a predicted model, not a curated record. Gene Ontology annotation, biological process: signal transduction. NCBI's taxonomy places the organism in Eukaryota, Metazoa, Arthropoda, Insecta, Hymenoptera, Formicidae. The coding region runs from base 317 to 1981 and encodes 554 amino acids. The transcript is spliced from 15 exons.